Messenger RNA from Sarcophilus harrisii (Tasmanian devil), 762 nucleotides. RefSeq names its product methyltransferase like 7B (gene TMT1B). Gene Ontology annotation, molecular function: S-adenosylmethionine-dependent methyltransferase activity. The record is from RefSeq and is a predicted model, not a curated record. NCBI's taxonomy places the organism in Eukaryota, Metazoa, Chordata, Mammalia, Dasyuromorphia, Dasyuridae.
AUGGAUAUCCUGCUUUUUGUUCUCCAGAUGGUUCUGUGUCCUCCUCUUCCCAAGAGCCCAAAUCCCAACUACAAGAGAAUCAAACAGCUUCACUCUCUGGGUCAAUCCCCUCAUGCCCUUUACCUGCUUACCUGUUCAAAGGCUCCCAUAUGAAAUAAGCACUUCCCCUACCUCAUGGCAGUACUGACUCCCAAGAGCAACCAGAAAAUGAAGAAAUGGAAGCUCUUUAGACAGAUAAAGAAGCUUGCCAGGGCCUUUGAAAAGGUGACUUUGCUAGAACUUGGCUGCUGUCCCUGUGCUAACUUUGAGUUCUAUCAGGCCAGCUUCAGGGUCACCUGCAUGGAUCCCAACCUCUACCUUGACAAGCUCCUACAGAGUAUGGUCAAAAACAAGCACCUUAAAUAUGAAGAGUUUCUAGUGGCUUCAGGGGAGGACAUUCAAGUGGCUGAUGGCUCCAUGGAUGCAAUGGUCUGCAUCCUGAUCCCAUGCUUAGCUAAGCCAAGAAAGGUCCUAUGCAAAGUCCAGAGAGUGCUAAAAAAGGGAGGCAUCUUCUGUUUGGAGAAACACAUGGGUGAGCCUCCUGGAAAUUGGGCCUUGAUGUGGCAGCUGGUUACUGAGCCCACCUGGAAGUACAUUGACAAUGGCUGCUAUUUCACCAGGGAGACCCUGAAAGAGCUGGAGAGGGCCAGGUUUUCUUAACUCCAACUGGUCUUAACUCCAAUUGGUCCCCACAACAUGGGACUGGCUGUGAAAAGAUUAUAA